Messenger RNA from Orycteropus afer afer, 2637 nucleotides. NCBI's taxonomy places the organism in Eukaryota, Metazoa, Chordata, Mammalia, Tubulidentata, Orycteropodidae. The record is from RefSeq and is a predicted model, not a curated record.
AUGGAGCUGGCGGUCUGCCCCCGUAAAGGCGACAGCCUGCGAAGCCCUGCGGGCAGCCCUGCUCUGCCAGGGACCCAGUGCAGUAGCCGAGAGCCUCCGACCGCUAAGGACUCCAAUAGUCACAGAACCAACCAGCAGUCUGGAGGAGACCACGCCGAGCUGAAAAUACAGGAACAUGACAGGACGGGCGGGCCUGGGAGCGGCGGCGAGGAGCGGCACCCCGGCUCGGCCGCCAUUGUUGCCCGCGGACGAGCGAGGCUCCGGGCCGGCGCCGCGACUGGGCGGGCGGGCCGCCGUGCACGGAAGGACGGUGGCGUGAUGGCGGCCAGGCCGCGGAAGCCUGGGGCCGGGAGGCCCACUACCUUGCGCCCUGCCUUCCGCGGACCCUCGCCUGCCGCUGAGGGCUCGGUGGGACCGCGUGCAGCGGGGACCCACCGGACGCGCGCCGUGAGGGUCUCGGGAGCGCCGGGCACCUGCUGGCGCCCCCGUCUGAGCCCAGAACGGGUGGGCGAGGCCUACCGGCGAGACGCCGCUACCGGAUGGGUGACACCCCGCGGAAAGCGAGGUCGAGGGGGCAGCUGUCGCCGCCCCGGGCCCUCCCUCCACUUUGAAGUCGAGAAACGGAGGCCCCCGGAGGGAACGGAACAGGCUGCAGGUGAAGCCAGAGACCUCACUCGCUGCCAACGUGUGAUCACAGGCCCUGUCUCUGUUGCUGACCAGACAGUCUCCACGCUAAGCCCCAACCUCUGCACAAAGAAGCUGUUGACGAGACUUUCAUCCCUAAGCCCCGGCCUCCAGCCGCACAGCAGGGACGUCUUAGGAACACAGGUUGGUGGCCCACAGAGCAUCGCCAGGAGGGCCCUAACCGCCUGGGACCGGGAGUUUGCAGCUAGGACGCCCCUGCGUAGGCCUCUGGGUCACCGUGGCAACUCGCAGACGCAGCCUGCAGCCGCUGUGCGGAGUCAGGAUAAAAUGCUUCAGGAAGCAUGGGACACUGCAGCGGGUGAGGCGGAGGCCCAGCUCCACUGGGCGACGGCCGGAGGCCUCCAACUCUUCAUCUCUGGAGGCGCGACUCGGCACUCGGAGGGCUGGUGCCUGUGCGUGCGCAUGCGUGUGAGCGAGGGCGCCGCGAGGAUGGGCCUCGUGAAACGCGGCGGUCGGAUCACGACUGCCCGGCAGCCCUCAAACCCAGGGCACGGCGAAGCUGUGCGAGCCCCGGCGCUGCACACCGGGAAACCGAGGCUGGCCCGCCCCGCGGUCCGCAGACGGCCGCCCCAUUGGCGCACGCGCGACGCCCCGUUCUAUUCCCACUCCUCCCACCAUCCGCGCACUCUCGUGCUCGCCGUUUCGCGCAGGGCCCGCCGGGAGCAGGCGGGAGCGGGGGAUGGUGGUGACAUCGGCAGCAAGAUCAGCCUCAUCUCCAAGGCGCAGAUCCGCUACGAAGGCAUCCUCUAUACCAUCGACACAGACAACUCCACCGUGGCGCUCGCCAAAGUGAGGUCUUUUGGGACUGAAGACCGACCCACAGAGAGGCCUGCUCCCCCGAGGGAUGAGGUUUACGAAUACAUCAUCUUCCGGGGGAGCGACAUCAAAGACAUCACUGUGUGCGAGCCUCCAAGGGCGCAGCCCACGCUCCCUCAGGACCCUGCCAUCGUUCAGUCAUCCCUGGGCUCGGCCUCUGCGUCGUCCUUCCAGCCCCAUGUGCCUUACAGCCCUUUCCGGGGGAUGCCACCCUACAGCCAACUGGCCGCCAGCUCCCUACUCAGUCAGCAGUACGCGGCCUCCCUCGGGUUAGAGAAGCUGGUGAGCCCUUCAGCCUCGGCCGCUGCCUCCAGCCCUAGCUCUUCACCAUCUCCGCAGCCCGUAUCCCAGCUUGACGCACCCUCGGAGCCACGCCAGCUCUCCUCCAAGGGAGCUGCUUUUCCGUCCAUCCCUGUUGGCAAGAGCCCUAUGGUGGAGCAGGCUGUCCAGACUGGCUCUGUCGACAGCCUGAAUGCCAAAAAGCUGCUGCCCGGCAGGGGUUCCUCAGGGGUGCAGCUCAACGGUCGUCAGGCCCAGCCAAGCAGCAGGACCUCCAGCGAUGUAGCUCAGCCCGCAGCUGUCCAAGGUCAAGGGCGGGUGAAUGACGAGAACAGGAGGCCUCAGAGGAGGAGAUCAGGGAACCGGCGAACAAGGAAUCGCUCCAGAGGGCAAAACCGCCCAACCAGUGUGAAGGAAAACACCAUCAAGUUUGAAGGCGACUUUGACUUUGAGAGUGCGAAUGCUCAGUUUAAUCGAGAGGAGCUGGACAAAGAAUUUAAGAAGAAACUGAAUUUUAAAGACGACAAAGCCGAGAAGGGAGAAGAGAAGGACCCAACGGUCGUGACCCGGAACGAUGAGGCCCCUGCUGAGGAAGACCUUUUGGGACCCAACUGCUACUACGACAAGUCUAAAUCGUUCUUUGACAACAUCUCCUCUGAACUCAAGACCAGGCGCACCACAUGGGCCGAGGAGAGGAAGCUUAACACAGAGACCUUUGGGGUGUCGGGAAGGUUUCUUCGUGGCCGCAGCUUCCGGGGUGGAUCUCGAGGUGGCCGAGGUGCCAGCACAGCUCGCCGUACCCCAACCACCCACAGAGCUGGGACCGGUAGGGUGUGA